Chilo suppressalis (striped riceborer) is the source of this 1406-nucleotide messenger RNA. Lineage: Eukaryota; Metazoa; Arthropoda; Insecta; Lepidoptera; Crambidae. The record is from the annotation of a GenBank genome assembly.
CGAAUUUUGUUGUCAAUUUUGUCAAAUCAAAUAUCGUCACCAUCAGCAACCUGUCAUUUCGGUCGAUUGUUAUCAUAAUUGCUACUAAAAAUACGUAUCUAGAAACGAAGGAGUGCUUUCUUUUGUGUUCAGUGUUAUUAAUUACUCAUAAAGUGGCGAAGGAACUUUGUAACUAAUGUCGAAAUUCGAGGACAAUCCGUUUAGCGAUCCAACCAUAGACAACCCCUUUGCUGAUCCUGCGGUACAGCAAGUGGCGAGAAGUACAAACAAUGCGACUCGUGGUCUCGACGAUUACAAUCCCUUUGACGGACAGCAAAAUGCAAAUCAGGCUACGCCCUCACAACAACCUACACAACCAGCAAUCAUGCAGGCUGUAUCACCACCCACCAGUGGUGGUGGUCAGUACCAAAGACCACAACAGCAACAGCAGCAGCCACAAGGACCUCCACCUAAUUUCACUACUGCCGAUUUUCAGAGACGACAAGAGGAGCUAGAACGCAAAGCUGAGGAAUUAGCACGGCGGGAAGCAGAGCUGCGAGCGGGGUCCGCAGGCCGUCGCAAUAACUGGCCCCCGCUACCUGCCUUUUGUCCCGUACAGCCUUGCUUCUACCAAGACAUCAACGUCGACAUACCACUGGAGUUCCAAAGGAUCGUACGGCACUUAUAUCAUUUGUGGAUGUUCCACGCGCUAGUCCUAGCUGUGAAUAUCAUCGGUGGCAUGGCGAUAAUGUUCGCCGGCGAAGGCGUUGAGACUUUUGGCUUAUCAAUCCUCUACUUCUUACUUCUAACGCCGUUCAGCUUCAUAUGUUGGUACCGACCAAUCUACAAGGCCUUCAGAAGUGAUUCAUCCUUCAACUUUAUGGUCUACUUCUUCAUAUUCCUGUUCCAAAUCAUUAUCACCAUUGUACAGUCUAUUGGAUUCUCUGGUGGAGGUUCUUGCGGACUCAUCACCAGCAUUUCGAUGUACAAAACCAGCGUGGCGGUUGGAAUCAUCACCACGUUGAUCACUGUUGGUUUCAUCACAUGUGUAGUGGUUGACGUUAUGCUAAUGGCUAAGGUACACCGCAUCUACCGAUCAACAGGCGCUUCGCUAGCGAAAGCCCAAGCGGAAUUCACGACAGAAAUAUUACGCAAUCAACACGUACAGACGGCUGCGUCCAGCGCCGUCGCCGCAACCGUCAAUGCGCAGAUCGCCAACGCUAACGCCAAUAGAUACUAACCUAGCCUGAAAGUGGUAUAUUGAUUAGAUAAAAAAGAAAACUAUUUGUAGAAGUCAGGAAGUACAUACAUUUAAAAAUUUACUGAAAUAGUCUUUAACGAUCACUAUUUCUAUGUAUUUUCAUGAAUUUUUAUAUAUUAUAAUUUGUUGUUAUAAGAAUACGGUUCGCAAUAAAAAAAUUCGCUGC